AGUGCUUCUUUUACAGUCGAACAAUUGUCUUUGUGUAUAUUUGAAGCGGACAAAGACCACGAUGCGAACCUCACACUAUAUUUAUAAGACCCAGCGAUGAUAAGAGUACUGAUACAGCGCAUGGCUCGCCGUUCACUUCCCCUUGACAUUAACACGUUCCCGCUGUGAACAUAGCAUUAUAACAUUCGCAUAGAAUCAAACAACCUCAAUGGCCCCCCGAGAAGUUACUGUCAGCCCUAAGACUGCGAUGCCGAAAGACUAUGCUUUCCUCAAGAAGGGCAUUCAGUACAAGACACUACACUCCCGUCGGCUUACACACGAAGCAGGCAAGACUGUGUACGUCGUUGAGAGUAACAAAAAAAUUAUUGGCAUCCGCGUACCCAAAGAUAUUUUGUCUCGCGUACACGCACAGGCGAACGAGACCCUUGCCGCCCGCAAGCUCGCGACCGCAAAACGCGAUACAGCCACCAUUCGUCAAGCAGCUGCUGAGCUCGACUCGCAGUUCUCCAAAAUACCAGAACAUGACAGGGAGCUGGUACUGAAGCACGGCUUCAAGAAGCACUCGGGGCGCGUUGGACGGACAAGGAUGAUACCCCUUUCGCGAAAAGUGCCGUAUGCGGUAAUUGCGCACGUUAGGCAUAGGCAUACCAACUACGACAGGUUGCUAGAUAGUGGCAUGAGUAGGGACGCUGCGAGGAAGAAGAUCCAGAAGAAGUUGCAGGACACGCUGAGACAAUGGGGCAAUAAGCAAGGUAGGCGAUCAAGCUCUAAGUGAGCUAGGCUUUCGCUGACGGUGGGAGAUCUUUCUUGGUACUUUGAAAGCAGUAGACUUACGGAGAGUGAAAGUGACGUAGAAGAUCCUUGAAGUAAGUGGGUUCUACAU
Paraphaeosphaeria sporulosa is the source of this 883-nucleotide messenger RNA. RefSeq lists its product as uncharacterized. The record is from RefSeq and is a predicted model, not a curated record. The coding region runs from base 209 to 775 and encodes 188 amino acids. The transcript has a single exon. Lineage: Eukaryota; Fungi; Ascomycota; Dothideomycetes; Pleosporales; Didymosphaeriaceae.